Messenger RNA from Rotaria sp. Silwood2, 1233 nucleotides. The record is from the annotation of a GenBank genome assembly. NCBI's taxonomy places the organism in Eukaryota, Metazoa, Rotifera, Eurotatoria, Philodinida, Philodinidae.
GUUUAUAAUCCUAUAGGUCAGUAUCUGUAGAGUAGUUGAAAAUAAAUCAAACACAAAUUAUUAUUUUUUUAUUUCUCAAAGAAAUACUUUAUUAUGAUACUGUUUUUCACAAGUCGAAGAUAUUUUUCUUUAGUUCAUCAGAACAUAUCAAAUAAAAUAGUCUAUAAUCUUCAAUGCAAUUGAAAGAUUUCUCCGACUUCUAAAGACUUAAGCAAAAAUCAGUAUCCUAUAUAUUUCGAGAAAAUCCUAUAUAAAUGGUUGUGGUCAAUUCCUAUAUUUCCAUAGAGUGGCGCUACGAGGCCAGCUCAUAUCUGAUUGUUUAUAAAAACAAGAUAUUUUAAGAGUAACAAUUUAUUACAUAUUGAACAGAUAUUUGAAAUAUGGAUGAAACAAAUUUUUACCAAGAAGUGACCAUCUAAUUAAAAUUUCUAAUUGAAAACUAAAACAACUGAUAAAAUCCGUUUAAUAAUCGUUGUGGUAUCAAUCAAUGUAAAUUAACUACAUAGUAGCUUGUGAUAUUGUUGCUUUUCACUUGAUAUCAAUUUUUUUUUCGAUUUAUAUUAUAUGAACCAUGCAAAUUCAUGUAGGCGAUGCUUUGUUUAUCUGUUGUGUCAUUUCAUUUAUGAAUCUGUAAUAAAAAUAAAUCGUUUAUGGUUUGAAAGAGAAAUAAGAGCCGACAUUUGUACAAUAACUUUUGAUUGAAUAAUUAUUUUAGCAAAUAAAUAUACAUUCGCAUACAAUGUUGCAACAAUAUCUUCAAUAAUAAUUUGUCCAAUAAAUGGAUUUUUACUUGGAUUUAAAGCUGAGAAAAGUAGAAAACAAAAAUUAUUAAAUAUUUCACUUGUUGAAACAACUUCAUGGUUAUUAAAUAUUACUUUAUGUAUUAUAUUAAUGUUUUUAUCACCAAAUAUAAUCAUUCCAAUAUUAAUAAUAAAUUGUUUAUCACGAGCAACAAUCAUUGCUGCAUGUCAAGCUGUUAUAUCAACAUUUUUUCCAUCUGCAUAUAUUGGUCGAUUAACUGGAAUAAUGUGGACUAUUGUUGGAAUUGUUACUUUUGUUCAAUUUGCACUUGUUAAAUUAACUAAUCCAAUUGAAGAAGCAUGGAGAGCAUGGCUAGUUGUAUUAUUAUUAGUUGUAAUAAUGUCAACUCAUAUAAUUCAAAUAUGGAUUAAAUAUUUUAAACAAAGAAAAAAAGAAUUAAUUAAUUUUGUUAUAACAAAUACAAGAUUUUGA